Messenger RNA from Nymphalis io (European peacock), 1701 nucleotides. Its product is annotated as facilitated trehalose transporter Tret1-like. Gene Ontology annotation, cellular component: membrane. Gene Ontology annotation, biological process: transmembrane transport. The coding region runs from base 19 to 1497 and encodes 492 amino acids. Gene Ontology annotation, molecular function: transmembrane transporter activity. NCBI's taxonomy places the organism in Eukaryota, Metazoa, Arthropoda, Insecta, Lepidoptera, Nymphalidae. The record is from RefSeq and is a predicted model, not a curated record. The transcript has 8 exons.
UUCUCGUUGAAUAACAAAAUGGAGAUUGUGAAGUUAAAAAAAUCUGCAUUUUUUGUGCAAGUGGGAUCAACAAUGAUAAUUGCCAAUCUUGUAUGUCUCACCGGAUUCAUAUAUGCAUGGCCAUCAUACACAUACGCGGUAUUCAAAUCAAACGAAACAGUGUUGGAUGCACCCAUGACGACUGGGCAAUUGUCACUCUUAGGAAGUUUCAUAAACGUUGGAGCGUUGGUCGCAACGCCGUUUUGUGGAUACGCUGUUGACAAAUUUGGUAGAAAAUACUCAGCUAUGCUGUUCGGUUUACCAUAUGUGAUGACAUGGGCGCUCAUCUCCGUUACCAAAUCCGUAUAUCUGAUAAUAUUUGCUGUUGGAUUGGCCGGCUUCGGAGCUGCAGGGCAAGCAGUAUCAUCCGUGUUCAUAUCAGAAAUAUGCCACGAUUCAAUUAGAGGAGGAUUAACAUCGACAACAGUGUCUGGAUUUUUCGUUGGAUUGUUAUUUUCUUAUGCACUAGGAGGAUAUUUAUCUUAUUAUAAUGUUUUGUAUGUACAUUUGGUACUAUCAGUUUUUUAUAUUGUGAUGUUAGCACUAUUGAAAGAGUCACCGGUGUUUUUAUUGAAAUGCGGUAAAGAAAAGGAAGCUGCGGAAUCGAUUGCGUUUUAUCACCGUUUUGAAUUGAAUUCUAAAGAAUUAGAAAUCGAGAUAAAAAAAAUUAAACUACAGUUGGAUCCAAAAAUUAAUUUAAUAUUAGAAGCAGGAAGUGAUGACGGGAAACUCACCACUGAGCUCUUGGAUAAUCCAUCAAGCUUCACUACAAAAGUUGAAAAACGCGAAUCAGCGUGGCAGUUUCUAAGAAGUUCUGAAUCAUCGAAGAAAGCAUUGUUUUCUGUUCUUAUCGUGAUGGCAACAACGAUUUUAAUGGGGUCCAUUGUUCUACAAGUGUAUGCCGAACCUCUAUUUAAGGAAGCUGUGCCCACGAUGCAUCCAAAUACAUGCUCGAUAUUACUAGCCGUGGACUACUUAAUCGCAAGUUUAGUUUGCGGUUGUACGUUAGACAAGUAUGGUAGAAAGACACUUAUGACCAUCACGUCUAUCGUGUCCGGUAUCUUUACGAUACUACUCGGCUCUCAGCUCCACUUACACUGGGCACCGCACUGGUUCACCGCAUUUUGCAUAUAUGGCUACUGUUUCGUCUACAAUCUCGGAGCUGCUGUCGUUCCGUUUGUUCUUACCGCUGAGGUAUUUCUACCUGAGGUUCGUGGGAUUUGCAACAGUUUCUCAAUGGCAUGUAUGUGGAUCAUGAACUUCGGUACUACCAUCAUCUUCUACCCCUUGGUAGAAGCGUGUGGUCUUGGACCUACAUUCUACUUCUUCUCGGUGGUGUGCUUCCUAGGAGCAUUCUACAGUCAUUUUCUCCUUCCUGAGACGAAAGGUCUAUCAGCUGAUGCGAUACAGCCGCUAUUUUUAAAGAAAAGUAGAAGGAAGAGUCAACCAAGACUGUAACUGUAAAUUACAUUUUUUUAAGUACCGUUUCUUAUUUUCCUAACGCUCUUUUAACUCUAUUAUUUGAUUUUCGGUAACAGAUUUCCAUUGAGAUGCAGUUUUCUUAAAUAAUUUGAAUUGAAUAUGUUGAAAUUGUUUUGUCAAGGCGGAUUACUCAUAACAUAAGAAAUGGUAGAACUUCGUUAAAAAUUACUAAAAUUUCGA